GGGGCCCCUCCCUGGCACAGCACCUCCCGACGCUUCCUCCUUGCGCUGGCCGCCUCCCCGUGGUGCACGCUGCGUAGGGCCGCCCGGUCUCCUUCCUCCGCAUGGUGCGCCUCCCCCCCCCCUCCUCCAGGUCCCCUCCGCCGUGCUCCUCCUCUGCGAAUGGACUCCGGUCGGCAACUGCGCAAGAUCGAACCCGCCGUCGAUCUACAGCCGCGAGUCACCUCCAUCCACUCCAACAACACCACGAGAUAACCCACAGCCUGUACUCAAUUUCAACAUCAGAAAGAUGUCGACCCCUGCUGAGGCAUCAACACCUAAUACACGUCGUAAACGUUGGUGCCUUUCCACAUCUGCAUCAGCUCCAGAUCCUAGUGCUGACUUCCCCGCAAGUUUCCAUGUGCCAUCAAGGCGCUCUAUUCGUUGUUGUCUGCCUGCUCAGCCUACUGAAUUUGAUGGAAUGAUGUCAGUCCCUGCGGAGGCAUCAAUAGCGAAUACACAUCGCAAGCGCAGACAGCCUGCCAUUGCUUCAUCAGCUCCAGUAGCACAACGGUCUGUCCGUCGGCGAACUAUUUCUUCCCAUCCAAACACUAUGAGUUCUGAUCUGCAUCUCUCAAUAAACACAUGUUCACCGUCGAUCUCUCAAGCCAUACAAGCUCCAUUUAAUGCACAUCAACUGUAUACAAAAUCGGGACAUACAAACUCGGUGAAUACAAAAUCGGGGCAUACAAACUCGGUGAAUACAAAAUCGAGGCAUACAAGAUCCGUGAAUACAAAAUGAAGGCAUAAAGUUUCGUUCAGAUUCUCGCUGUGAUAUUCCCAAUGCAAUUCCUAUGUUCUACAUGCUAAUUACCUAUGUAUAUUAAAUUUCAAGUCUAUACCUUUAUUCUUACUAAAUCCAUAGCCUCUCACGUGUGCUUCUUCAUUAUUAGGCACUAUUUUCUUGCCUUUGAAGUUUGGACCGUCGUCUUACACAUGCCAUUAUUGUGGAGCGCUUUUUUGGUACGAAGAACGCGUGAGACGAGAACGACAGACAUUAUCACCAGUAUACAACAAAUGCUGCAAAGAAGGGAGUGUCAUUUUACCUCCAUAUAAGUCACCUCCAGAACCUUUGCAUGGCCUUCUCACAUGAGUGGACAGAUCUCUAUCAACUCAUUUCUUUGAGAACAUCAGAUACUACAAUUCUAUGUUUGCGUUCACAUCUAUGGGUGUUCAUGUGAUUGAUUCUAUCAAUGAUGGUCACGGACCAUAUGUCUUCAAGAUAAGUGGUCAGCUCUGCCAUCGCAUUGGAUCACUCUUGCCAAGAGAUGGAGAGCGACCAGAGCAUGCCCAGCUAUAUAUUUUUGACACGGAUAAUGAGAUUAGAAAGAGAAUGCGUGUUGGCACCUAUAGGAAUAGUGGUUUCCAUCCCAAACAGGAAAUUGUUGCUGCACUUAUAGGAUGCUCAACACUUAUAAUCCAAUUGUUCGGUUGUUUAGGACAGCUCGUGCUAGACUGGCUGGAAGUACUGAUGAUAGGUAUAUCAUAAAAUUGUUCGGCAAACCUGACAAGCAUGGUGACAUAUUCAGUGCCCCUGUGGCCUCUGAGGUUGUUGGUUUAGUGGUCGGUGAUUUAGGUGCAAGUGAUGGUGGUCGUGAUUUAAUAGUAGAAGACCAAGUUGUCCAAUUAUGAAAAGUUGAAGAAAAGCACUCCAAAUUCAUGGUAAUGCAAUAUCCAAUGCUCUUCCCGUAUGGAGAGGAUGGUUGC
Phragmites australis (common reed) is the source of this 1743-nucleotide messenger RNA. RefSeq lists its product as uncharacterized. Bases 287 to 778 code for a protein of 163 amino acids. NCBI's taxonomy places the organism in Eukaryota, Viridiplantae, Streptophyta, Magnoliopsida, Poales, Poaceae. The record is from RefSeq and is a predicted model, not a curated record. The transcript is spliced from 6 exons.